This is a messenger RNA of Solanum tuberosum (potato), 909 nucleotides long. Its product is annotated as F-box/FBD/LRR-repeat protein At1g13570-like. Lineage: Eukaryota; Viridiplantae; Streptophyta; Magnoliopsida; Solanales; Solanaceae. The record is from RefSeq and is a predicted model, not a curated record. The transcript is spliced from 4 exons. The coding region runs from base 1 to 909 and encodes 302 amino acids.
AUGAAUAAGAACGGUGGAGAAAGCUCUGGUGGAGAUAGGAUUAGCAGUUUGCCUCGUGAUCUUCUUCAGAAGAUAUUAGGAUGCUUGCCUUUACAUGAUGCCGAAUUAUCACUUGCAUUUCUUACAUGCUGUCGCCUCCCUUCUCACCUAUUCAAAUUUCAGGAUCUAAAGCACCUGGAACUUAAUAGUUGUGAAUUCAACCCUCCUCCCAACUUUAAAGGUUUUCGAAGUCUUGUUACCCUUAACUUUCAAUUUGUAACCUUCGAGCCCAUGUCAUUUCAAGUCCUCCUUUCAAGUAGCCCAUUACUUGAGCAUGUAUCGAUGGUUUGCUGUAGUGAGUUUGAUAGCUUCAUUAUUGAGGCCCCCAAUCUAAAAAUCUUCAAAUUCAGCAGCACAGCAAAUUCCCUUUGCUUUAGAAGAAUCCCUCUGCUUGAGGAAAUUGUAUUGGGCAUGCCUUUUAACAUGUCAGAGUCCUUUACGGUACCAGAGCCUCAGUUAACACUACACAACAUCAAAAUUUUGAAUUUCAAGAAUUUGAUCUUUUCUGAGGUUGAGUGGGUUGCAUAUGUUCUUGACUUGAUCAACCGCUGCCCCAACAUAGAAAGGCUCCUAAUUACGUCGUAUGCCUACACAUCGUGUGCAUGUGAGUGUACACAUCCCUUGCGAUCCCAAGAAAUGACAAUGACCCAUAGUGCAAUGAAGCGGCUCAAAAGUGUGGAUAUGACCCUCAUGUGGGUUAAUAAAACUGAAAUGGAAUUCUUGAACCAUGUAUUGGCAUAUGCAACUGCACUUGAGAAAAUAUACAUUGCAACUUCGGCAGAAAUCCGUCAUAGGGGAAUGAAAAUGAUGGAGGAGAUGAAGCGAUUCCCUCGAGCAUCACCUAAUGUAGAAUUUAUAUAUCAUUCAUGA